AUGGAUGGUAUCUACCCAUCAUGGUAUGUUUUUGUGAAAGCCCUCUCAUUUCCUGUCGAGGUUAAAGAAAAGACGUUCAAGAGGUUGCAAGAAGAAUCGGCAAGAAAAGAUGUUGAGAGGGCUUUUGGUGUUUUAAACGGUAGAUGGGACAUACUAAACCGACCGGUUCGUGCGAUGAAUAAGAAAACAAUACAUAGCUGGAAAAUGCAAUCUCCAUAUUGGGUGUCGGAUCCUUCUACACAAGUUCCCGUUCCCGAAAAUGUCCAACAAGACUUGCCCAAUGAAGAAAUUCACUUUCGGUUGAGAUAUGAUUUAAUUGAACUUGUAGGUUCUUUAGAAAUCAUAUCAAUGGAAUUGAUCGGGGAAGAAAGUAAGGGGGAGAUCGAUACGGAUUCAAUCAAACCCGUUAAAGUAUCCGUUUCUCAUUUUGGUGAAAAAUGUGUUCAGAUCAAAGUUCGGUCUAGUAGCGAAGAAGAAGUGGAGAAUGAGAAAGAUCUUGAAGUUAUACUAAGAGACUUGGCCAACUGCAAGUUUCAACUGGAAGCCAUGGAUGCUGCCCACAAACAAGCCCUUCUUAACCAACAUAACCACGAAACAACCGUUGACGGGCUCAAAACGCUACUAAAAAACUCUGAAUUCGAGAAAGAAGUAUACAUCAAUGAAUGCAAAGAAGCAAAAAUUCGUGUAUCAGAAUUUGAAACAAAGAUCCAAGAAAUGGCUGAUGAGUUGACCAUGUUAAAGUCAACAGAAGACGAGCUUCGUGUACUUGAAAAACAACUUAUGGAAGCCACAAGUGAUAAACUUAAAAACAUAAAACAAAUGGAGGAAAUGGAAACUCAAGGGAAAUAUAUUGAGUUGUUAGAGAGUGAGUUGACUCAGUUAAGACAGGAACUCCAACUCAGGGGCGAAAGCGAGUUGACUCGGUUAGAAACAAUGAGAAGUGAACUGGACGAGAUUCGUGAGAGAGAGAAUGAAGCACAAGUCGAAAUAGCAUUACUGCAAGCCGAGAUUCAUAAAGAAAGAUCAAAAGCCGCGGCUGCUGAGGCAGCCGAGUUAAAAGCAAUAGGCGAAAAAUCCGCUGCUUAUUUUGCUGUUCAACAAAUGGCGAUUGAAACCCAAGAAGUUAAAAAAGAAAACCAAAGAUUACAAUCCGAACACGAAGAAGUCCUUUUUCAAGAUGCAAACUCCGUCAACGACAACGAGAUCACUAUUUCAUUAGAAGAAUAUGAAAACUUGGUGAAGAAAUCCGAAGAAGCUAAAGUUGAGCCACAAAUUGAGUCCAAAAGUCGCGAAGAAAUUGAGAAAUUGAAAAAAGAUUUGGAGAGUGCGACGGCGAAAGUGAGUGAAUUUAGGACACGGGCAGAACAGGCGACAACACGAGCUGAGGUGGCAGAGCAGGCAAAAGCCGCCCUCGAAGAGCAAGUAAAGGAGUGGAAGGAACAGAAGCAAAGACGGAGGGCCGCAUUAGCCGCCCUCCGAGCAGAAUCGAUGUCGAGAUCGAGCCAUAGUUUAGAGUAUGAUGAUAAUUCUAAAACAUACAUGCCAUUGGGUAAGUUUCUGAAAAUGAAGCAAUAGUUGAAAACAUGCUAUUGUUGAACCACAAUAACUUAAAGUUUCUAAAAGGAAGCUCAUAAAUAUAAAUAUAUAUAAUUAAAUAAAAGCCGGAUCUUUGUUUUCUUA
Helianthus annuus (common sunflower) is the source of this 1680-nucleotide messenger RNA. Its product is annotated as putative WEB family protein At4g17210. The record is from RefSeq and is a predicted model, not a curated record. NCBI's taxonomy places the organism in Eukaryota, Viridiplantae, Streptophyta, Magnoliopsida, Asterales, Asteraceae. The transcript is spliced from 3 exons. Bases 1 to 1575 code for a protein of 524 amino acids.